AUGCCACCAUCAUGCCCGUGGUCCUCUCGGUGCGGCAACAAUGGAAACGGAACCAGCAACACCGCCGUCGACAACACCCUCCCUUCUCCUUCCUCUAGCCCCGAUGUCGAAAGUUGGCAGUUGAUCCGCAGACGGAACCUGCGCAUGAUGAGGAAACAAGUCCGCACCAUUGUGCUGCUGAUGGCAUUGAUUGAAGUCAUUCGUAUCGGGCCGGUUGAUAUUGUCUUUGCCGGACGCGAGGGACAGUCUGCUCGCGGGCCAGAAGAUUUCGGGAUCGCCUAUAGCAUAGGAUACUUCCUCAGCUGGCUGUACCUGUGCGUCUUUAUGAUCAUCUGGACACCACUCUUCAGCUGGUGGGUCCCUCUAAUCUCAUCCGCCUCGAAACUCUCCGGAAACACACCGUCAUCAUCUUCAACAGUCGACAAAGUCAUCAACUACCUACGCCGCCUCAACUUGCUUCUACUCCCAGCAUGCAUUGUCGUCCACCUCGUCACCUACGUCUACUACGCUCUCGAGACUUUGGUCUAUGUUGACCACCGCACCAUCGGCUCCAAAAAAUUCCCCAAGAACACCCGCAAGAACUGGCUUGUUCGUCUGUUGCUGCUCGUGGGAGUAUUGAUUUCCACCACCGGUGGAUACGGCGCUUUCCAGAUUCUCGCGGAUAUGGAUCUCGCCCACGUCAAACCCCUCGAGUAUGUCAUUAUUGUUGUGCCGGUCCAGAUCAAUCUUGGUAUCUUGUUCGGGACGUUGAUGCAGUUUAAGAUGGAGAAGCGGAUUGCUCGAAAGCAGAAAGCAGAGGGUGUGGGUGAGGUUAUGAAUGACGUUGCUGUUGCUGCCCUGCAUGCUCCCGGUGCUGUCACUGUCGAUGCCGGUGUAACGGAAGAGAAGGCUGCUCUCGUUGAGGUUUAG
Molecule: messenger RNA, 909 nt
Organism: Exophiala dermatitidis NIH/UT8656
Lineage: Eukaryota; Fungi; Ascomycota; Eurotiomycetes; Chaetothyriales; Herpotrichiellaceae
Exons: 3
Coding region: 1-909 (302 amino acids)
Source: RefSeq, a predicted model, not a curated record